Molecule: messenger RNA, 937 nt
Organism: Spea bombifrons (plains spadefoot toad)
Lineage: Eukaryota; Metazoa; Chordata; Amphibia; Anura; Pelobatidae
Gene: SLC25A26
Product: solute carrier family 25 member 26
Exons: 10
Coding region: 129-932 (267 amino acids)
Biological process (GO): transmembrane transport
Cellular component (GO): mitochondrial inner membrane
Molecular function (GO): S-adenosyl-L-methionine transmembrane transporter activity
Source: RefSeq, a predicted model, not a curated record
GGUUUCCCGCCGCCCGCUCGGCCCUCCGUCUGUGCAGGCAGGGAAAGGGCCGCUCGCCCCGCUGCCGGGGUCACCCUGUGUCGGUACACAUGGGUCCGGCCGGUGCCCGGCGUCUGUGAGGCCGCAUCAUGGACAGGAGGGACUUCCUGAAAUCCCUGCUGGCGGGGGGCACAGCGGGCAUGUGCGUGGACCUCAUCUUAUUUCCACUGGACACGGUCAAAACAAGACUGCAGAGCCCUCUUGGAUUUUACAGAUCUGGAGGAUUCCGAGGUAUCUACGCAGGAGUUCCAUCCACGGCCGUUGGAUCGUUUCCCAACGCCGCCGCUUUUUUUGUCACUUACGAAACUGUGAAAUGUAUCCUACACCCUGAUGCGUCUUCGUAUUGGUCACCCGUAGCCCACAUGGCAGCUGCCUCUAUGGGAGAAGUGGUUGCUUGCCUAAUUCGGGUCCCCUCCGAGGUUGUGAAGCAGAGGACACAGGUGUCUCCUUCUUAUUCCACGUAUCAGACGUUGGCUUGGACUCUACGGCAAGAGGGGAUACGGGGCCUUUACCGCGGAUAUAAGAGCACGGUGCUACGGGAGAUUCCAUUUUCGUUUGUUCAGUUUCCUCUGUGGGAGUUUUUAAAGGAUCUCUGGUCGUGGAAACAAGGCCAUCCUGUUGAUUCUUGGCAGUCGGCGGUCUGCGGAGCUUUUGCAGGUGGGUUUGCAGCAGCUGUUACCACCCCUCUCGACGUGGCAAAAACACGGAUAAUGUUAGCAAAGGCUGGAUCGAGUACAGCGAGCGGGAACGUCUUCUUAGCGCUCCAUGAUAUUUGGAGGACACAAGGAGUUACGGGGCUGUUUGUCGGAAUCAUCCCAAGAAUAACGGCCAUCAGCCUGGGCGGGUUUAUCUUCCUCGGCGCUUAUGACAAAGUCCGCAGUCUGCUACAGUGAGAAAA